AUGGCCUCACUAGCUCUCCGAGUUUUGUCGCAAACCACUCGGAUGAUCGGGCCGGGAGACAGGUUGAAGAUGCACUCAGGCAUGCAGAGCAACACCAGCCCAUUAGAUGUCAAUUUGGCAUCUCUCUCCCUCGGCCACAGAAUUCCUGUCCCAAGCCUCAGCUCACGGCAAGUCCGCCAAUCUGACUUCCCCUGGAAGGAGGAGCGGGUGAACAACGCGACUCUCGAUGCAACCUUCGUUGGAACCAAGCCUAAGGGAUCACCCUUCGACCAGCCCUCCUAUUUGAACAAGCGUGGUGGUGGUGGUGGACAGGUCUAUCGCCGAAAUACCGCGUCGGUUAACCGUCCGGCGCCACAUCUCCAGUUGCAUGACGGCCAUUGUGGCGACGGCAGCAGCGAGGAGGAGCCGUCCUCUCAGGAUAUUCACAAGGGCGAAAGACGUAUCGGACGCUGCAAGAUGUGCAAAUUUGACAACGGCGUCGGCUUCUUGAUUGACGAACGUGUUGACCAAACCCCACAAGAUGUCAAGAUCCACUGGACGGACAUCUUAGCGGAUGCUUUGAUCAAGUCACUCGCCAAGGAAUCUAGUCCCCUCCCCCCCUGUGGAGAAAUUGUCGAAUACACCCUCAACAUCACCGCCAAUGGUUAUUAUGCUUCAUAUGUGACCGAUCCCGGAGGGCGCCCGAAAAUGAGCGCGGAGCAGGCCAUUGUUCAAGCUAUCGACAAACAAGCUAUAAGCUUUUCAAGCCAGCCGCUAAAUCUACCCCUCAAGAUUUACCAAUCUAAAUGGGAAAGUCUGAUCCCCAGUGCUCCCCAAACCAGAAUGGCAAGGCUGGCAAAUUUCCCACCGAACAACUCAAAGGGCUCAUCACCGAGCCCCGAGGAUCAGAUAGGCCCCAAUGCCAAGACCGCAACCAGGUCUCCCAGGCUGGCAGCCGCUGGUCUACAUCAACCAAAUCACCCUCACCCUCCCUCCGGAGUCCCAGGUCACAUCCGCAGAGCUGUACACCAACCGGGCCAAGAUGUGACGUUCCCAAUGCUUGCCUAG
This is a messenger RNA of Puccinia triticina, 1047 nucleotides long. RefSeq lists its product as uncharacterized. The record is from RefSeq and is a predicted model, not a curated record. Bases 1 to 1047 code for a protein of 348 amino acids. The transcript is spliced from 8 exons. NCBI's taxonomy places the organism in Eukaryota, Fungi, Basidiomycota, Pucciniomycetes, Pucciniales, Pucciniaceae.